AUGAAGAGGACCACGAGCAGGAGCGGCGCGUCGCCCGCCGCCGGCCUGUGGCUCCGGCCGGGCCGGCUCGGUGAGGUUCUCGCCGUCGCGACUCUGCUGGCCUCGGCGUUGCUGCCGUCGGCGGCGGCUGCGACCGACGCGCCGCCGCCGGCGUCGUCGCCGCGGCACGACUACGAGGACGCGCUGCGCAAGAGCCUGCUCUACUUCGAGGCGCAGCGGUCGGGGCGGCUGCCGCACGGCCAGCGCGUCACCUGGCGCGACCACUCGGGCCUCACCGACGGCCUCGAGCAAGGGGUGGACCUGGUGGGCGGGUACUACGACGCCGGCGACCACGUCAAGUUCGGCUUGCCCAUGGCCUUCACCGUCACCAUGCUCUCCUGGAGCCUGCUGGAGUACGGCGCCGACGUCGCCGACGCCGGCGAGCUCGCCCACGCGCUCGAGUCCAUCAAGUGGGGCACCGACUACUUCAUCAAGGCGCACACCAGGCCCGACGAGCUCUGGGCAGAGGUCGGCGACGGCGACACGGACCACUACUGCUGGCAGCGGCCGGAGGACAUGACGACGUCGCGGCAGGCGUACAAGGUGGACCGCGACCGGCCAGGGUCCGACGUCGCCGGCGAGACCGCGGCCGCCAUGGCCGCCGCGUCCAUGGUGUUCCGGGAGCACAACCCGCACUACGCCAGCCUCCUCCUCCACCACGCGCUGCAGCUGUUCGAGUUCGCCGACAAGUACCGGGGCAAGUACGACAGCAGCAUCGCGGAGGUGAAGAGCUACUACGCCUCCGUCAGCGGCUACCACGACGAGCUCCUCUGGGCCGCGCUCUGGCUCCACCGCGCCACCGGACGCGCCGAGUACCUGGACUACGUCGUCGACAACGCCGACGACUUCGGCGGCACCGGCUGGGCCAUCACCGAGUUCAGCUGGGACGUCAAGUACGCCGGCGUCCAGAUCCUCGCCGCAAGGCUGCUGCUCAGCGGGGAGCACUCGCCGCGGCACAGGGAGACGCUGGAGCAGUACAGGGCGAAGGCGGAGCACUACGUGUGCGCGUGCCUGGGCAGGAACGCCGCGGACGGCAACGUGGAGCGCAGCCCCGGCGGGAUGCUGUACGUGCGGCAGUGGAACAACAUGCAGUACGUGACGAGCGCCGCGUUCCUGCUGUCCGCCUACUCGGGCUACCUCUCCUCGUCGUCGUCGUCGUCGUCCGUGACGUGCGCGGCGGGCGGCGGCUCAUCGGCGGCCGCCAGCGCCGGCGAGGUGUUCGCGCUGGCCCGGGCGCAGGUGGACUACGUGCUGGGCAGCAACCCGCGCGGGAUGAGCUACCUGGUGGGCUACGGCGCCCGGUUCCCCGCCAGGGUGCACCACCGCGCCGCCUCCAUCGUGCCGUACAAGCACAGCAAGGAGUUCAUCGGCUGCGCGCAGGGCUUCGACGACUGGUUCGUCCGCAAGGGCGCCAACCCCAACGUCGUCGUCGGCGCCAUCGUCGGCGGGCCCGACCGCCGGGACCGCUUCAGGGACCACAGGGAGAACUACAUGCAGACCGAGGCGUGCACGUACAACACGGCGCCCAUGGUCGGCAUGUUCGCCAUGCUCAACAGGCUGGCCAGGGACGAGGCGGGUGUAAAUAGAUAG
Messenger RNA from Zea mays, 1629 nucleotides. RefSeq names its product endoglucanase 16-like. Gene Ontology annotation, biological process: carbohydrate metabolic process. NCBI's taxonomy places the organism in Eukaryota, Viridiplantae, Streptophyta, Magnoliopsida, Poales, Poaceae. Gene Ontology annotation, molecular function: hydrolase activity, hydrolyzing O-glycosyl compounds. The coding region runs from base 1 to 1629 and encodes 542 amino acids. The record is from RefSeq and is marked provisional. The transcript is spliced from 5 exons.